This is a messenger RNA of Vombatus ursinus (common wombat), 1008 nucleotides long. RefSeq names its product olfactory receptor 6J1. Gene Ontology annotation, biological process: G protein-coupled receptor signaling pathway. The record is from RefSeq and is a predicted model, not a curated record. Bases 10 to 1008 code for a protein of 332 amino acids. Gene Ontology annotation, molecular function: G protein-coupled receptor activity; olfactory receptor activity. NCBI's taxonomy places the organism in Eukaryota, Metazoa, Chordata, Mammalia, Diprotodontia, Vombatidae. The transcript has a single exon. Gene Ontology annotation, cellular component: membrane.
AGAUUCAGGAUGACGUUGCCCAUGAAGAAUCAGACCACCACAGUGACCGAGUUCAUUCUGCUUGGUUUUCCCAUCAGCAGAGAGGUGGAGCUACUGUUCUUUAUGCUCCUUCUGCCCACAUAUCUCUUGACACUUCUGGGGAACAUCCUUAUCACCUGCGUUGUUGUGUCCUACUCACGCCUCUACACACCCGUGUACUUCUUCCUCUGCAAUCUCUCCAUCUUGGACAUCCUCUUCACCUCUGUCAUUUCCCCAAGGGUUCUGGCCAAUUUGGCCAUUGGGGAUAAGACCAUCUCCUUUGCUGGGUGUAUCACCCAGUGCUAUUUCUACUUCUUCCUGGGGACAGUGGAAUUUCUUCUAUUGACAUGCAUGUCCUAUGAUAGGUAUGCUGCCAUUUGUAACCCACUAAGGUAUAGCACGAUUAUGAGUCCAUCUGUGUGCAUUGGACUGGUUCUUUUCUCCUGGGUGGGUGGUUUCUUGUCUGUUCUUUUUCCCACCAUACUUAUCUCUAGGUUACCCUUCUGUGGCUCCAAUAUCAUAAACCACUUUUUCUGUGACAGUAGGCCCCUAUUGGCCCUGGCCUGUACAGACACGACAUCUAUUGAGCUGAUGGAUUUUCUGCUGUCGUCCACCGUCAUCCUCAUCUCCUUAAUUCUUAUUGGGUACUCUUAUACCCACAUCAUCAUGACCAUCUUACGCAUCCCAUCAGCCAGUGGGAGGAAGAAGGCCUUUAACACAUGUGCUUCUCACCUGACCGUUGUUGGGAUUGCUGGUGGGAUCACAGUCUUUAUAUAUGUGACUCCCUCCCAGAAAGAAACCUUGGAGAUCAACAAAAUACCCUCGGUGUUGAGCAGUGUGGUGGCACCUUUCCUCAACCCCUUCAUCUACACCCUGCGCAAUGACACAGUGCUGGGGAUCCUCAGGGAGGUGGGGGUGGGAGUCAGAGCUUUAUCAGUCAAGAGGAGUAGUAGAACACUCCUAAGAAUGCCGUCCCACAAAGGUCACUGA